This is a messenger RNA of Plasmopara halstedii, 165 nucleotides long. RefSeq lists its product as uncharacterized. NCBI's taxonomy places the organism in Eukaryota, Oomycota, Peronosporomycetes, Peronosporales, Peronosporaceae. The record is from RefSeq and is a predicted model, not a curated record. The transcript is spliced from 2 exons. The coding region runs from base 1 to 165 and encodes 54 amino acids.
AUGGCAAAUUCCUUUUCCGGAGAUGCCAAAGCACAAACUGCAGUUGAUUCACAUCUCUUUUUGAUGUUUUCAGCAGGCUGGGCAGUUUUCAGCUUAGCAACGAAAGCGAUCUCAUUUCCGAAGAUGGUUUCGCUCUUUUUUGAGCGCGAACAUCGCUUUCAUUAG